AAAACAACAACAACAACAACAACACGCACACACACUGGAACGACCGCAUCGCAACGAGCUGAAGCAAGCAAGCAAGGGAAGGAUCAAGGAGGAUGGCUGAUCGACGGAGGAAGGAGAGGGGCCCACCGGGUGGUGGUGCGCCGACGAAGCGGGCAAAGACGCAGGAGAGGAGAAGACAGCAGCAGCAAGGGGAAGGCCUUGACAGCACCACGGUAGUGGUGGAGGAGAUGCUGGUGCAACAGCAGCAAGAAGAAGGAGGAGGCGAGAACACAUGGGACAACAUCAGCCCUGAGGAACGCAGCAACGCUCUGCUGCGGGCGCGCGAGCGGGACACAACCGGCGACGCACACACGCUGGAGAGCGACGAGGAAGAUGAGGAGGAGAAGGAACCAUCCAACAAGUACGAGCUCACAGAAGAAGACAUGCACGAGAAGACCGACGAAGAGUUUCAAAACGGAGGGUACACCAUCACAGGCUUCAACCUGGAAGAAGAGAUGGAGGAAGGGCACUUUGAUGAGCAAGGCGCAUUCCACUUCAAGAAGGAUGAGGAUCAUGCUGGGGAUGCGUGGCUGGAGGGUGUCGAGGUCUACAAGGGCCCGGUGAAGGAAGGCGAGGACGACGAUGGUGAUGAUGAUGGCAAGGAGGCUGACAUCGACCGCUUCAAAGUCAUGGAGGAGAUGCUCACAUACAUGCGCGAACACGAGACCGUCAACGCGGCAAUACGGCGGCUCGAUGCAGAGAGCAAGCCCUCGCGCCAGACAUUCAGGCAGAAGAAGAAGGAAGCAGCGGGCAGCGACACGGCAGGGAGUGCUGGUGGCGACGAAGACAAAGCAAAGGCGGCCCGCGAGAAGGCGGGCAAGGACCUGACGCGGCUGAUUGAGUUGGCGGACCAGCUCAUGCAGGACGGCGUAUUCACCAUCUACGAGGACACGUACGAGAAGCUUGUGCACGAAAUCAAGGAGAAGGACGUCGCCACUUUCGAAUACAAGUGGAGUGAGGACGAGGAUGCGGAGGUGUACGGCCCCUUCACGGCGCAGCAGAUGGCAGACUGGCAGGAGGCCGGCUUCUUCAAGUCAGGCGUGUGGGCUCGCCAGCUCAAGAAGGGCCGCAAUGCCAAGUUCUACCACUCCAGUCGCAUCGACUUUGACCUCUACACAUAACCAACCAUCCAUGUCGAUGUGUGCGUGCGUGUUUGCUCUCUUUCGAAGUUGUCGUUGUGGGAGAGGAAUGAAAACAGACAUACACAAGCAAGUAAGCAAGA
Messenger RNA from Salpingoeca rosetta, 1261 nucleotides. RefSeq lists its product as uncharacterized. Gene Ontology annotation, molecular function: protein binding. The coding region runs from base 93 to 1160 and encodes 355 amino acids. The transcript is spliced from 10 exons. Gene Ontology annotation, cellular component: U5 snRNP. The record is from RefSeq and is a predicted model, not a curated record. Lineage: Eukaryota; Choanoflagellata; Craspedida; Salpingoecidae.